This is a messenger RNA of Vigna radiata var. radiata (mung bean), 945 nucleotides long. RefSeq lists its product as uncharacterized. The record is from RefSeq and is a predicted model, not a curated record. Lineage: Eukaryota; Viridiplantae; Streptophyta; Magnoliopsida; Fabales; Fabaceae. The transcript has 6 exons. Bases 318 to 761 code for a protein of 147 amino acids.
ACAUACAAGUAGACACAGCAUAGUCAAUGUUAUUAAGCUUUGAAUAGUUGAAUAUGGAAGAAAGGUGUUGAGCCAAGAAGGGAUGAAUUAGAAAGAAGCAGCAGCAACUUUUCUCGAUCAACACCUGUCAAAUGCAAGCACACUCUCUUUCUUAAUUAUUUUCUGUUACUUUCUUCUUCUCACCACUACCCUUCCUUGGCGCUCCUCGAUUAAAAAAAAGAAGGAAAAAAGAAAACAUUCCCUGGCGCUAUUCAAAGGGAUUUUGAGUGUUAUCUGAAUUGCUGGAGGCCUGAGAGUGCAAAUUAUCUCCACAACCGAUGGAUAAAGAUGCCAGGGUGGAAGAGACUGUUGAUUUGCGAACCAAUGUGGAGUUAGUGAGAUCAGUCUCUGAUAAGCACCAUGAUCUUUUAAGGCCAUCUGCUCGGAACUAUUCAAGAGGACAAGCAACAGAUGCAGGUGGCCGUGGAAAGGGAAAGUAUGCCUUAAUUAAAGACCCAGAGGACUUCCAAACUGGAAUUUAUGAUAAGCCCCUUCCAUUUUAUGGAUGUGGAAUCGGAUGGUUCUCAUUUCUUUUUGGAUUUCUGUGUCCUCCCAUGUGGUUCUAUGCUACAAUUCUCUAUUUUGGAAAUCACUAUAGGAAGGAUCCUAGGGAACGAGCAGGGCUGGGAGCCUCUGCAAUUGCUGCAUUGGUGUGCUCUGUAGUGUUACUGAUGAUUUUUGGAGUAAUUCUUGUGUUUAAAUUGCGGUUCCUGUAUUUAUAAUUCAUGAGCAAAGGUGAGAAAUAGAGAAGCAAAAGCAUUUGGAAGCAAUUCUGGCGUGAUAUUAGAAACAAUUGGACAUAUGAUGUAUAUAAGAACUUCAAAUAGAUGGAAAAAAAAGCCUGCAUAUUGUUUGUGAAGUAAUUCACAGCAAGAAAUCUGUGGGCUAUACCAUAAGUUGAGAAAA